Molecule: messenger RNA, 2704 nt
Organism: Neoarius graeffei (lesser salmon catfish)
Lineage: Eukaryota; Metazoa; Chordata; Actinopteri; Siluriformes; Ariidae
Gene: rcan1b
Product: regulator of calcineurin 1b
Exons: 4
Coding region: 234-857 (207 amino acids)
Biological process (GO): calcium-mediated signaling
Cellular component (GO): nucleus; cytoplasm
Molecular function (GO): nucleic acid binding; calcium-dependent protein serine/threonine phosphatase regulator activity
Source: RefSeq, a predicted model, not a curated record
UCGGCGCCAUGAAAACACUGACGUGUUGGGCUGUGCCACACUGCACGGGGUCCCGGUGAAAGUCCUUCAAUAAUGAAACGGCUCUCGGGCCGCUGUGUUGUGGCCGCAGGCGGCUCUGGACGGAUCAUUGCGGUACCAACACAACCGGCUGCUUAAGAGAGAUUGUUUGUUUUUAUUUGACCUCAAAACGGUUCCAGCGUGAGCAAGCGCCACCAUUUUCGUUUCCAUUCGCCAUGCAGGAGUCGGAUAAGCGAAAAGGGGCGGCGACGGUGGACGUGCAGGUCGAUGAGCAGCACAACGCGCUGAUCGCGUGCAGAGUCCCGGAGGAGGUGUUCAAUGACGCACACGUAAAGGACCAGUUUGAGACGCUGUUUCAUCAGUUUGAUGUAGGAGUAUACUUCCAGUUCUUCAAAAGCUUUCACCGUGUACGCAUUAAUUUCACCAAUGCAGUGACUGCUGCUCAGGCGAGAGUGAAACUUCACAAGAGUGAUUUCAAUGGCAAAGAGAUGCGCCUCUAUUUUGCUCAGUCUGUGCAUAUAGGCAGUCCUCGACUAGAGCCCCCAAAGCCAGAAAAACAGUUCCUCAUUUCUCCUCCAGCUUCUCCUCCAGUGGGUUGGGAGCAGUCUCAAGAUGCUACACCCAUCAUUAAUUAUGACCUUCUGUGUGCUGUCUCCAAACUUGGUCCAGGUGAGCAGUAUGAGUUGCACACUGGAACCACCACCACUCCUAGUGUGAUUGUGCAUGUGUGUGAAGACGACAGCUCAGGUGGUGAAGAAGAAAUGGAGGGAGGAACCAGGGCCCGCCCCAAAAUCAUUCAGACUCGGCGCCCAGAUUAUGCUUGCUCUGCCCAGAAGUGAAUUUACUUGACGAUUCUGGAAAACUAGUAAUCAAACUGGUAAUCCAGUUUCACCCUCCAUCACCAUGAGGUAGCAAAUAUAAAUGCCACUCUCUGAUAUGGAAUAUCACAUCUUUACCAUCACACAUGCUUCUGAUUUUUAAAUCUGGUUAAAUACAGUAAAACAAGACAUUUUUAGAAAUACAUUUGACUUUUUAUUUAACAAAAGGCAUUUCUGCUUACAUUCAUAUCCUGAGAAAUUGGCAUUUGGAGUGUGCUAGCUUGUGUUUUUGUUUUGUUUUUUUUUACUUAAAACUACAUUUUCUUCAUGUGUGAAAGUUCACUCUACACUGUUGAGGGCCACUGAUGUAGACCAUCUCGUUGUCAUAGUCCUUGUUGUAACCUGUGGUGUCUAUUGUGCAAAAAUGUAAUCCAUGGUGUUGCAGUUUUCAAAACUUUCUCUGAUUUAUUAUUCACUUGGGGCUGUAUUCAGAGUUGAGGUACUUGGUAAGGAGUUACUACACAUAGAAUAUUGAAAUUGUACUGAUUUGGUAUUCAAAUCUCCAAGGCAACAACUACCCAGUUCCUUGUUUGUCAGCGACAUUGUGGUCUUAUCUUUGCAGAGUGCUCAAUGCCACUAGGUUGUUGGCUUGUUACUUGCCGUAAGUAGUUGUAAGCAGUUCGUCUUGAGCUGGUGUCAACUUGAUGCAAAUUAGAAGUGGCAGCCCCAUGGUGCUUGGCCUAUGGUCUGACUGCAGCUCAUAAUAGACCACGUGGACCAUCUACCAUACUUUCCUCCCAAAAACAUAUUGCAAGAAAAAUAAAUUAUAGGAGUGUCUCUGUCCUUGAUAAUGUAGGGGAACAGGGGUCAGAUUAGACCACAUCAAAAUACCCCCAAGGCCUGGCUACCAAAAUAUUACUUAUGAACGAUACUAAAUAUUUACAGUAUGAAUUUAUACAUGUGAAUCAUAUUGCUAUGGCAAAUGAAAGUUUGUUUCCAGCUCUUUUGAAAUUGCUCCUUCUUACUGUUAACUUUGCUUGAUUAGAUUAGAUAAGAGAGAAUUUUAUUGAUCCCUUUGGGAGGGUUCCCUCAGGGAAAUUAAAAUUCCAGCAGCAUCAUUACAGGAUAAACACCCAAGGAGCCAUGACUAAAUAUCAGCCAUGACUAAAUAUCAUUUCUGUAAAUUAAUAUGCAGAAAGUUGGGGGGAAGGCUUCUAUAAUUUAGCAAUUUUUGCAAUAUAUUAGACUGUUAGAUUGAUUUUAAUUAAUUUGAAUAUUUGUCUUUUCAUUUAUUGUAAACCAUAUUUUAUUGUCUCUUGCGUUUAUGGUAUUUUUAAUUGAAAUUGAGUGCAAAAAGGGGGAAAAAAAUCUAAUCUGUUUUUUCGUCAACACUUUCUGUCUCCUUUCUUCUGGCUUGAAGGAAAACCUUUUAUCUUUAAAUCCAGACAGAACUGCAAAACUGAAAAUGAAAGACAUCUCAGGCAUGGGUAAUUUUAAUAAGUGAAUAAUUUUAAUAAUCCAUUCAAGUUCAAGAGAACCCUCCCUUCAUGAAUAUUGACAGCUUUUAAACACAAGUCACCACCUCUGAAUAUGGCCCGAGAAGAAGAACGCCUUAUUUAAGUGGUACACAUUUGUCAUGAAUUGUGUUGCUUCAUAUCUGUUGUAUAAAAUGAUUCUAAUGUGGUCUGUUGUACUCUAUCAUCUGUGGAGAUUAGUCAAAACCACUGUCCGAGGAUAAAGAAAGUAAAAUUUUAAAAUGCAUCCUGUGAUUUGUAGAAAAUUUACCAUCUUAAAUGGCUGUAAUUCAUAAACGGUUAAUGAUCUCUUUGUUAAACCCUUUGAAUUAAAGCUGAAAGUCUGACACUUCA